AUGGCGCGGCUCGCGGACUACUUCGUGCUGGUGGCGUUCGGGCCGCACCCGCGCGGGAGUGGGGAAGGCCAGGGCCAGAUCCUGCAGCGCUUCCCCGAGAAGGACUGGGAGGACAACCCGUUCCCCCAGGGCAUCGAGCUGUUCUGCCAGCCCAGCGGGUGGCAGCUGUGUCCUGAGAGGAGCCCGCCGACUUUCUUCGUGGCCGUCCUCACCGACAUCAACUCCGAGCGGCACUACUGCGCCUGCCUGACCUUCUGGGAGCCAGCGGAGCCCGCCCAGGAAGCAGGGUGCACCGAGGACCCCGCCGAGAAGGAGGAGGAGGAGGAGGAGGGAGGCCCGCUGAGACCCUCACCUACGGCGCCGGGGCCCCGUGGACAGCUGUUUGCCCCCAAGACGCUGGUGCUGGUGUCCCGCCUGGACCACACGGAGGUGUUCAGGAACAGCCUGGGGCUCAUCUACACCAUCCACGUGGAGGGGCUGAGCGUGGGCUUGGAGAGCGUGGUGGGCAACCUGCUCACGUGCACCGUGCCCCUGGCUGGGGGCUCACAGAGAACCAUCUCCCUGGGUGCCGGGGACCGGCAGGUCAUCCAGACGCCACUCACUGACUCGCUGCCCGUCAGCCGCUGCAGCGUGGCCCUGCUCUUCCGCCAGCUGGGCAUCACCAACGUGCUGUCCUUGUUCUGCGCCGCGCUCACGGAGCACAAGGUGCUCUUCCUGUCUCGGAGCUACCAGCGGUUAGCCGACGCCUGCCGGGGGCUGCUGGCCCUGCUCUUCCCCCUCAGAUACAGCUUCACCUACGUGCCCAUCCUGCCGGCCCAGCUCCUGGAGGUCCUCAGCACGCCCACGCCCUUCAUCAUCGGCGUCAGUGCGGACUUCCAGGCCGAGACCCAGGAGCUGCUGGAUGUGAUUGUGGCUGAUCUGGAUGGAGGGACGGUGACUGUCCCCGAGUGUGUGCACAUCCCAGCCCUGCCGGAGCCGCUGCAGAGCCAGACGCACAGCAUUCUGAGCAUGAUCCUGGAUCCGGAGUUGGAGCUGGCGGAUCUCGCCUUCCCGCCACCCACGACAGGCGCCUCCUCCCUGAAGAUGCAGGACAAGGAACUGCGGGCGGUCUUCCUGCGGCUGUUUGCGCAGCUCCUGCAGGGCUACCGCUGGUGUCUGCACAUGGUCCGCAUCCACCCCGAGCCUGUCAUCCGCUUCCACAAGGCAGCCUUCCUGGGCCAGCGAGGGCUGGUGGAGGACGACUUCCUGAUGAAGGUGCUGGAGGGCAUGGCCUUCGCCGGCUUUGUGUCGGAGCGCGGUGUCCCCUACCGCUCCACGGACCUGUUUGAUGAGCUGGUGGCCCACGAGGUGGCUCGGAUGCGGGCGGACGAGAACCACCCCCAGCGUGUGCUGUGCCACGUCAAGGAGCUGGCGGAGCAGCUGUACAAGAAUGAGAACCCGUACCCCGCUGUGGCCAUGCAUAAGGUGCAACGGCCCGGGGAGGCCAGUCACCUGCGACGGGCACCCCGGCCCUUCCCCCGCCUGGACGAGGGCACCGUGCAGUGGAUCGUGGACCAGGCCACCGCCAAGAUGCAGGGCGCGCCCCCUGCCGUGAAGGCCGAGAGGAGGACCACUGUGCCCUCGGGCCCCCCCAUGACCGCCAUCCUGGAGCGGGGAGGCGGGCCCCACGGCAAUAGCGCGCGCCGCCUGGAGGUGGUCCGCAACUGCAUCUCCUAUGUGUUCGAGGGCAAGAUGCUGGAGGCCAAGAAGUUGCUCCCGGCUGUGCUGAGGGCCUUGAAGGGGCGUGCCGCCCGCCGCUGCCUGGCCCAGGAGCUGCACCUGCACGUGCAGCAGAACCGGGCUGUCCUGGACCACCAGCAAUUCGACUUCGUCGUGCGCAUGAUGAACUGCUGCCUACAGGACUGCACCGCCCUGGACGAGCACGGCGUGGCAGCUGCCCUGUUGCCCCUGGUCACGGCCUUCUGCCGGAAGCUGAGCCCAGGGGUGACGCAGUUUGCAUACAGCUGCGUGCAGGAGCACCUGGUGUGGAGCACGCCGCAGUUCUGGGAGGCCAUGUUCUACGGGGACGUGCAGACUCACAUCCGGGCCCUGUAUCUGGAGCCUACCGAGGACCAGGAGCCCUCCCAGGGCGGGGAGACGCCCACACAAGAGGACGAGCGCUCUGCCCUGGACGUGGCAUCUGAGCAGCGGCGCCUGUGGCCCACCCUGAGCCGCGAGAAGCAGCAGGAGCUGGUGCAGAAGGAGGAGAGCACGGUGUUCAGCCAGGCCAUCCACUAUGCCAACCGCAUGAGCUACCUGCUGCUGCCCCUGGAUAGCAGCAAGAGCCGACUGCUGCGGGAGCGGCCCGGCCUGGGAGACCUGGAGAGUGCCAGCAACAGCCUGGUCACCAGCAGCAUGGCGGGCAGCGUGGCCGAUAGCUACGACACAGAGAGCGGCUUUGAGGACGCGGAGGGCUGUGAUGUGGCCGGGACAGUGGUCCGCUUCAUCAACCGCUUCGUGGACAAGGUCUGCACGGAGAGCGGGGUCACCAGUGACCACCUCAAGGGGCUGCACGUCAUGGUGCCAGACAUUGUGCAAAUGCACAUCGAGACGCUGGAGGCCGUGCACCGGGAGAGCAAGAGGCUGCCCCCCAUCCAGAAGCCCAAGCUGCUGCGGCCGCACCUGCUGCCGGGCGAGGAGUGUGUGCUGGACGGCCUGCGCGUCUACCUGCUGCCGGACGGGCGCCAGGGCGGCGCGGGGGGCACUGGCGGGGGCCCUGCCCUGCUCCCAGCCGAGGGUGCCAUCUUCCUCACCACCUACCGGGUCAUCUUCACGGGGUUGCCCACUGACCCCCUGGUGGGGGAGCAGGUGGUGGUCCGCUCCUUCCCAGUGGCCUCGCUGACCAAGGAGAAGCGCGUCAUUCUGCAGAACCCUGUGGACCAGGUCAGCCAGGACGGGCUGCAGCUGCGUUCCUGCACCUUCCAGCUGCUGAAGAUGGUGUUCGACGAGGAGGUGGGGUCCGAUGGCACAGAGCUCUUCCGCAAGCAGCUGCACAAGCUCCGCUACCCACCUGACAUCAGGGGCUCCUUCGCCUUCACGCUGGGCUCUGCCCACGCACCCGGUCGGACACCCCGCGUCACCAAGGAAAAGGGUCCUUCCCUCAAGACCCUGUCCCGGAACUUCAUGAAAAACGCCAAGAGGACCAUGGGGCGGCAGCACAUCACCCGGAAGAAGUACACCCCACCCAGCUGGGAGCAGCAGGGGCAGCCGCCCCCUGAGGACCAGGAGGACGAGAUCUCAGUGUCGGAGGAGCUGGAGCCCAGCACGCUGACGCCAUCGUCGGCCCUGAAGCCCGCGGAGCGCACGGCCACCAGCAGCCUGGUGGAGCGUGCCUGCUGCCGGGACUACCAGCGCCUGGGCCUGGGCACCCUCAGCAGCAGCCUGAGCCGCGCCAGGUCUGAGCCUUUCCGGGUCUCCCCGGUCAACCGCAUGUACGCCAUCUGCCGCAGCUACCCAGGGCUGCUGAUCGUGCCUCAGAGCGUCCAGGACAACACUCUGCAGCGCGUUGCCCGCUGCUACCGCCAGGGCCGCUUCCCCGUGGUCUGCUGGCGCAGCGGGCGCUCCAAGGCCGUGCUGCUGCGCUCCGGCGGCCUGCAGGGCAAGGGUGUGGCCGGCCUCUUCAAGACCCAGAACGCGCCCUCCCCAGGCCAGUCCCAGGCAGACUCGAGCAGUCUGGAACAGGAGAAGUACCUGCAGGCUGUGGUCAGCUCCAUGCCCCGCCACGCCGACGCCUUGGGGCGCAACACUCUCAGCGGCUUCUCCUCGACCCACACAGGCAGCCACGUGCCCAGCCCCAGAGCCAGGGUCACCACGCUGUCCAACCCCAUGGCGGCCUCGGUCUCCAGAUGGACCGGUCCCCGAGGUAAAUGGGGCAGCGUCCGGGCCAGUGGGCGCAACAGUGGGCUCGGUCCUGACGUGGGCCCCCGGCUGGCCAGCCGGGACAUGCUGGGGCCCCAGGCCAAUGGGGCCCCGCCCGACCCAGGCUUCCUGCGACCACAACGAGCAGCCCUCUACAUCAUCGGGGACAAAGCCCAGCUCAAGGGUGUGCGGCCAGACCCCCUGCAGCAGUGGGAGCUGGUGCCCAUCGAGGUGUUCGAGGCGCGGCAGGUGAAGGCCAGCUUCAAGAAGCUGCUGAAGGCCUGUGUCCCGGGCUGCCCGUUGGCUGACCUCAGCCCCAACUCCUUCCUGCGCUCCCUGGAGGACUCGGAGUGGUUGGUCCAGAUCCACAGGCUGCUGCAGGUGGCCGUGCUGGUGGUGGAGCUCCUGGACUCGGGCUCUUCCGUGCUGGUGAGCCUGGAGGACGGCUGGGACAUCACCACCCAGGUGGUGUCGCUGGUGCAGCUGCUCUCGGACCCGUUCUACCGCACCCUCGAGGGUUUCCGGCUGCUGGUGGAGAAGGAGUGGCUGUCCUUCGGCCACCGCUUCAGCCACCGCGGGGCCCACACCCUGGCGGGGCAGAGUGGCGGCGUCACCCCGGUUUUCCUGCAGUUCCUGGACUGUGUGCACCAGGUCCACCUGCAGUUCCCCAUGGAGUUCGAGUUCAGCCCGUUCUACCUCAAAUUCCUGGGCUACCACCACGCGUCCCGGCGCUUCCGAACCUUCCUGCUCGACUCGGACUACGAGCGCAUCGAGCUGGGGCUGCUGUACGAGGAGAAGGGGGAGCGCAGGCCGCAGCAGGCCUGCCGCUCGGUGUGGGAGUACGUGGAGCGGCUGAGCAAGAGGACGCCCGUCUUCUACAACUACAUGUACGCGCCUGAGGACGCGGAGGUCCUGCGGCCCUACAGCAACGUGUCCAACCUGAAGGUGUGGGACUUCUACACCGAGGAGACGCUGGCCGAGGGCCCGCCCUACGACUGGGAGCUGGCCCAGGGGCCCCAGCCCCCCGAGGAGGAGCGGCCUGACGGGGGCGCCCCCCAGAGCCGGCGCCGCGUGGUGUGGCCCUGCUACGACAACCGGCCCCGUGCGCAGCCCGACGCCAUCUCCCGCCUGCUGCAGGAGCUGCAGAGGCUGGAGACGGAGCUGGGCCGCCCCCCCGAGCGCUGGAAGGACGCCUGGGACCGCGCCAAGGCCUCACAGCGCCUGGAAGGCCGGGCAGGCGGCCGUGGCACCCCCAGCUCCCUGCUGGUGUCCAGCGUCCCCCACCACCGCCGCUCGCUGGGUGUGUACCUGCAGGAGGGGCCGGUGGGCUCCACCCUGAGCCUCAGCCUGGACAGUGACCAGAGCAGCGGCUCCACAGCCUCGGGCUCACGCCAGGCCGCCCGCCGCAGCACCAGCACCCUGUACAGCCAGUUCCAGACCGCCGAGAGCGAGAACAGGUCCUAUGAGGGGACGCUGUACAAGAAGGGGGCCUUCAUGAAGCCCUGGAAGGCCCGCUGGUUCGUGCUGGACAAGACCAAGCACCAGCUGCGCUACUAUGACCACCGCGUGGACACGGAGUGCAAGGGCGUCAUCGACCUGGCCGAGGUGGAGACUGUGGCGCCUGGCACGCCCACCAUGGGCGCCCCCAAGACCGUGGAUGAGAAGGCCUUCUUUGACGUGAAGACCACGCGCCGCGUUUACAACUUCUGUGCCCAGGACGUCCCCUCGGCCCAGCAGUGGGUGGACCAGAUCCAGAGCUGCCUGUCGGACGCCUGAGCCGCCCCGACCCGGGGGCAGGGCCCCGGCCAUGUUUACACCCCCGCCCGCGACAGUAUUGCGGCCCCUCUGCACAGCCCCGCCGCCGCCGCGCGGCUCUGACCUACUCGGAGUCGUGGGCGCGGCCCGCAGGGGCCCCGGUACGCCCCGGGGGGCCUGU
This is a messenger RNA of Talpa occidentalis (Iberian mole), 5833 nucleotides long. It is a transcript of the gene SBF1, whose product is annotated as SET binding factor 1. The record is from RefSeq and is a predicted model, not a curated record. Lineage: Eukaryota; Metazoa; Chordata; Mammalia; Eulipotyphla; Talpidae.